UUGGACUUCCUUGCAGUCAAGUCAUCGUUACCGAAGCUUGGCGUCAACUUAUUGAAAACGAAUAACAUUGUUUGUCUUAUAUUUAUUAAAAAAUUAAGUACUGACGACCAAGGAUACCACUUAGCGUAUAGUGCCGUAGGAAGUCAUCUAGUAUCAGAGUUGAAUAGGGACUAGUUUCAAGGGCGUAGUACUAGGUAUGGGCCGCGAAUCGACGCAAUGAAUAGGGAGAGCGCAACGGUUGGGGGGUUGCGGCAGACUGACGCACGGCACGGCACGACACGGCGGUAGACGCGCACGGCGAUUGUUGUGACAGCAAUUUUCAGCAGCUGCUUGGUUCCGCUCUGGCGUAUUGCGAAUACUGAUUAAUUUGGCCGAGUGAAAAGAACAAGCUUUCCCUUUGAAGCCCGCUUGCGUCGCAACGCAUCGGCUGAACAUGAAGUUCCAGUACAAGGAGGAGCAUUCCUUCGAGAAAAGGAAGGCCGAGGGCGAGAAGAUCCGACGGAAAUAUCCGGAUCGCGUGCCUGUUAUUGUCGAAAAGGCACCAAAGGCUAAGAUCAGCGAUUUAGACAAACAAAAGUACCUUGUCCCAUCAGAUCUGACCGUUGGCCAGUUUUACUUUUUGAUCCGCAAACGCAUUCAUCUCAGACCUGAGGAUGCUCUCUUUUUCUUUGUCAAUAAUAUCAUUCCACCUACGAGUGCUACUAUGGGUUCGUUAUAUCAGGAACAUCACGAGGAAGACUUCUUUCUUUAUAUAGCAUACAGUGAUGAGAAUGUCUAUGGAAAUUAAAACAUCCAUUGAAAUGAAGAACCAGAAAAAUGAAGAUACGUUGCGAUAUGAAAGUUUCGACAUUAUGAAAAAUCACAAAAUGUGCGAUGUAGUCUAUUUAACGUGCUUUUCAAAAACGAAGUAGGACGACCAAAGAAACAAAGAAUAUACUCUACUCGAUAACUUUUUGUGACAACAUUCGAGAUCCUUAAAAGCCUCGUUUUGCUUUGGGCCACCAAUGGAUGGAAGAAACAUCUUAGCUGCUUGUCCAAUUUGUUGAAAUUGGUGAACAAUAAUCAGAUCAGCUCAACAUGCUACUAAAAUUCAGUCUUUUCAUAGGAAGAAAUUAGUUGUAUACAUUGACCGAGAACGUACGGGGUAAAAGAAAGAAAAUAGCAAUUAUUUCGUAGAAUUAUUAACACUAUUACUAUUAAUCUUUUUACUCGGGUUCCUUUCCGUGUAUAGAAAAUCUAUAAACAGGCGUAUGAAUGAAUUGCAAUUGGCUAAAUACUGCUUGCUGAACUUUGUAAGACAGUGAGAAAGCAUCGCUGUUGGGAAUGUGAACGUUGUGAUAUGAUUUAAUUGUUUUUUAGGCUUAGUAUCGUCCGCAUCGUAUUGUCCAUUUCAAUGGAAAAGGUAGUUUGGAGGAUCAGACGAUAACGAAUCUAUAGUAUAUUGUACAGUGGUGAGAGGGAUGGACAGAAAGCGAGAAAAAAAUUCUCUGUAAUGGCAAAAUGUGGGCCAAUAAAAAAAGAUUAAAAUCGA
This is a messenger RNA of Orussus abietinus, 1531 nucleotides long. RefSeq names its product gamma-aminobutyric acid receptor-associated protein (gene Atg8a). NCBI's taxonomy places the organism in Eukaryota, Metazoa, Arthropoda, Insecta, Hymenoptera, Orussidae. Gene Ontology annotation, cellular component: cytosol; autophagosome; autophagosome membrane. Gene Ontology annotation, biological process: macroautophagy; autophagosome assembly; autophagy of mitochondrion. The coding region runs from base 434 to 787 and encodes 117 amino acids. The transcript is spliced from 3 exons. The record is from RefSeq and is a predicted model, not a curated record. Gene Ontology annotation, molecular function: ubiquitin protein ligase binding; GABA receptor binding.